GUCUCUCGGCGGCCGGGGAACCAUGGGCGAAGCGGAGGCCAGCGGCGCCGAGAAAACCCCGGCCGAGGCGGCGUCGGGCCCGGCCGAGGAGCCGGUGGUGUGGAGCCCCGAGGUGGAAGUUUGCCUUUUUCACGCCAUGCUGGGCCACAAGCCUGUCGGUGUGAACCGUCACUUCCACAUGAUCUGCAUUCGGGAUAAAUUCAGUCAGAAUAUUGGACGUCAGAUUUCCUCCAAAGUCAUCUGGGACCAUCUGAGUACAAUGUAUGACAUGCAAGCAUUGCAUGAGUCAGAGAUUCUUCCAUUCCCUAAUUCAGAGAAGAAUUUUAUCCUUCCUGAAGAAAUCAUUCAAGACGUUAAAGAAGGAAAAGUAGUGAUUGAAGAAGAGAUGAAGGAAGAGAUAAAAGAAGAGCUGGAGCCACACACUGGCACUGAAGAUGUUUACACACCUUCAGGAAACUUAGGAAAAGCAGCUGAAAAGUCCAGCGGCAAAGAGAAAGAAAGGAGUUCAUCUGAUACUGGGUCCAAAGAAGGAGCAGACAAGAGGAAACGCAAUCGAGUCACAGAAAAAGUCUUAAAUGCAAACAGCAACCCUUCCAGUCCAAGUGCAGCCAAAAGGCGCAGAACAUAGAAAAUCUGCUGUGCAAGGCAGUAGUGAAUAUUAAAAUUUAGCACAGAGUAGAAAAGAAACAAAAUGAAUUGUUAGGGUGAUUCAAGAUAAGGUGCAGGUGAACCUAUCUCAUAUGGUAGUGAUUGCUGAAAAUAUAGCUGAUAACUGAAUACUCAGGAUACCAGGGAGGAAAUGGCAGUUUUGCUAGAGUAUACUUAGGUCUUUGAAAUUAUAAGCAACCAUUAUAAGAUGCAUAUCCUGUGUGUUCCAGAAAUGAAGCUUCAAGCCCAUAGUUGCUGGGAUCAAGGAGACUCAUCUCUUAAAAGACUUGAUUAUUUAUUAAAAAUUCUCAUUUUUUCCUCCUUGAUGGUUAAUAUAUCUUUUGGGGCACUGUGGACAAAAUUAUUCCUUUAACUAGAGUAAAUUACCACAGUGAACAAGGUAGACUUAAAAGGAAGCUAUUUCUAACCGUAGGCUUCCGUCCUGGCAGAGCAGUGCUGUCCUUAUCUCUGUCUCUUAGGUAGAAGCAAUAAAAGGGAGCACUGAUUAACGGAACAAAAUAUUUUCUUUUUUUCACCCCCCUGAAGUAACUACAACUCUCCUUGGAGAUGCAGUUAUUUUUAUUUUUUCAAUUGCAAACCAGAGUGGACUUAAAGUAAGGAUAUUAGCAUUUCCAGAAUGAAUGUUUCAUAAGAAAAGGACCUUGAAUACACGACCUUCUAGUGCCACACAGGAUUUCUCUUCUAGCCAUCAGAGACACCGUAAACUGAACAUUUUGCCUCCUUCAACUUGUACUGUAAUAGUGUAUAUAAUUACUUUGGAAUUUCACUAUUUAAUUUUUAAGAGAAAUAUUUUACUAGUGUUUUAUAUGGAAAUAAUAUUGCAAAAGUUUAAUCUUGUGUUGUAUUUUUUCUGAGCAAUUUUUGUUUUAAGCUCGUAUCAAUAUUUUGUGAUACCAGUUGCUCGAUUUUAUAUGCUAGAAUAUUGAAAAUUUGUAGCAGUUCUUUUUAUUAUUAUUUUUGAAUUUGCGGAUCAUCCCAACAAUGACAGGGUUGGGGAAAGUUUGACCAACAUGUUUAAACUGGUAAAUGAAACUGGCUCCAAAUAUUGGUUGAAUUACAACUUUGCUAAAGGCUUGACUACUCAAUAAAAAGGCACAAAGACAA
Molecule: messenger RNA, 1773 nt
Organism: Tachyglossus aculeatus (Australian echidna)
Lineage: Eukaryota; Metazoa; Chordata; Mammalia; Monotremata; Tachyglossidae
Gene: MRGBP
Product: MRG domain binding protein
Exons: 5
Coding region: 23-628 (201 amino acids)
Biological process (GO): regulation of transcription by RNA polymerase II
Cellular component (GO): NuA4 histone acetyltransferase complex; nucleus
Source: RefSeq, a predicted model, not a curated record